This is a messenger RNA of Gracilinanus agilis (Agile Gracile Mouse Opossum), 2678 nucleotides long. RefSeq names its product zinc finger SWIM-type containing 3 (gene ZSWIM3). NCBI's taxonomy places the organism in Eukaryota, Metazoa, Chordata, Mammalia, Didelphimorphia, Didelphidae. The record is from RefSeq and is a predicted model, not a curated record. The transcript has 2 exons. The coding region runs from base 16 to 2187 and encodes 723 amino acids. Gene Ontology annotation, molecular function: zinc ion binding.
GGGUGGAGGGGGGCCAUGGAGCUGGGCAGCCACUUCCAGACCUUUGAGGACUUCAAGGAGUGCUUCAGCGCUUACAAGAGGGAGAACAAGUGCACCUUCGGGCUGAGGGACUGCAUCUCCGUCCGAUUCCACAACCUCAACCAUGGCACUUCCAUCCGUGAGGAUAUCACGUAUAUGCAGGUGAAAUUUGUCUGUACCCGGACCCAGUCAUACAGAAAACAGAAGCUUGAACCCAACAUGUGUCCAGCAUACCUAGUCUUACAGUAUGAUGAGGAAUUGGACAGACUGUUUAUCAGUGAAUUGAAUACCCAGCACAUCCAUGUUGAAACCAGAACUGCUACCAGCCCUCGAGCUGGCUCCUCUCCUGCCCAGAGAGCCUCCGAACUAUGUCAGAACUCCCAGACUGUGGAUACUGAUGUUUCUGGUAAAUGUCAGUCAGAACUCUGGGGGAUGGAACCCCAGCAUGGGAAGAUCACCUCUACAGACAGUGAGAUGGCAAAGAAAUCCUUAGCUGAACCCUCCUCUUUCCCCCAUGAGGGCCCUGAUCUUCCUGAAUUGAGGCAAGAAGGUAUCACUCCUUUGGAUCUGGCCCACGUGGCAGAAGUGAUGAAGAAUUUCCUAAAGGCAGAUGUAGGCUCCAUGGCCUCUCUCAGUGUAGGCAGUAACCAAGACCUUGACCGAUUCAGCUUCCAGAGCAGCAAGAUGCGGGACCUUUUUGUUCGCUUCCCAGAGAAUCUCCUGCUCCAUCGGGUUGAAAAUGCACAGGGUCAUGUGCUUUAUGCCCUCCUGGUGGAAAGCAAGGAGCGGGAGGGAAGGGUGGUACACUUUGCAGUGCUCAGGGAAGAGACAACUUCCUCAGUGGCCAAGAUGCUGAGUGUAUUCACUGAGUUCAAUUCUGAUUGGUCCAAGGUCAGGGUCAUCUUUGUGGAACCAUCUUUCCAGCACCGGGAUGUCCUGCAGGAGCUGUUCCCUUUAGCCCGGGUGCUGCUUUCCAUCUACCACACCACCCGACUCCUAGAGAAGAAGUUGCAAAGGAGCCGAGCCAGUCAGUCCUUCAAGCUCCUGAUGAAGGAGGCUUUGAGGGAAGCCAUAUUUGUUGCCUCAGGCCCUGGCCUACAGAAACUCUCAAAGAUGGCAGAGAACCUCCUGGACAAGGACCUCUAUAGCUACCUGCAGAUCCAUUGGUUCUCUUGUGAGCUGCUUUGGUAUAUGCAUGCCAGGAAGGGUCUUCAUGCCUGUAGCACCUACAUGGACAGCCUUGACUUGGUUACCAGUAAAGUAUCUAAUCUUUUCCGGGAACAGCAGUCCCUGGUGGGCUGCAUUUUGCGAUUUGUGGAUUAUGUUGACUUUUUCAAUACCAAACGACCGAAGAACCAGCCUCAGCCCCACCCUAGUGGGGAGAAAGCUAAGCCAAGGGGUUAUGUUCCUUUGAGACCCAAGGGAGCCACAGAUGAUUAUGUAUCAAACUCAUCUAAGAAGUCCAAGCUCCCUAACCCAAAUGUCCCCUCAUAUCCUCCACAGCAGCCACAGCAGAAGCCACAGAUGGAACAGCAACAGGUCUCUUGGGGUGAUAUGCUGGAGGCUUUGCACAGGGAGGGCUCUGAGUUUGCCUACCAGCUCUGCUGUAAUGAGUGGGAGGUUGUACAGAACUCUACUCAGCUGGUGGACGUGGCAGGCUGCACAGCAGAGGUGCAGCUGCUGGAAGAUUCCCACCAGGUUAGCAAAGAUGGGCGCACUUGUAGCUGCUCCUUCCAGCAGCGGUACCACCUCCCCUGCCGCCACAUUCUCUCGAUGCUCUACACCAACAAGGAGCCUGUGAGGGAAUCCAUGGUGUGCAGGCGGUGGCAGAAACGUUACCAGCACCUACUUGGGCCCCAGGGCCAGCUGCAAGACCCUGUCAAGGACUUGAGCAUCAACCAGGCUUGGGAAGAGGGCAGAGGGGAUGUCAUCCAGAGUCUUAGCAGGGAACUGGCCAACCUGCUGAUGCAGAGUGAAGGGGCAGAGCUUGAGGAACGCUGUUCCACUUUGGGGAAGAUUGUGGACAUCUGGGCUGAGCCCUGUGAGCUCACAGAGAUGGAUCAGCAGCUGGGAGACUAUAGCGAUGUGGGCCAUCUACCUUUCCUCUGGGUAAAGCAAGAGGAAGCUGAGGUACUCCCCCAUUCUGGGACCACAAUACUCCUAGAUUGAGGCACUCAGUAAAGCCAAAGACCUUUCUAAAAAGCAGAAUAGGAGUGGGAUUAACAUGGACCAAUGCCCUUCCUUUCUUGGGUUGUUUGGUUUGGUUCAUCCCCAUCUUAGCCCUGGUCAGGCUAAUAACGAAUUAAGGGAUGAGAUGACAGUCUUGUCUUCAGUGAAUCAGAACCACUGAUGUCUGUACCCUUAUUCUAGUGACUAGAAGUUGGGCUGGCUCUCAGGAUUAGGAAAGGGCUCAAAUACCCCGUUCCUUUUCUUGGCAUCCUUCUCAUCCCAAAGGUUGAAUGUUUUGGAACAAAGUUGUGUUUGUGUUGAAGGAUCUCAUACAUGGGUCAGAUUCUACCCACUCCAAGGCUGAAACUCCCCUUCUCCAGAAUAGAUUGAACCAGGAUCUAGAGGAAAGAAGAGAGAAAAGGUAGUUUCUGAAUGUUGCUGCUAUACACAGAGAUUCUGUCACUAUAUUUGUCUUAUUUGCAAUAUUAAUA